This is a messenger RNA of Opisthorchis viverrini, 273 nucleotides long. RefSeq lists its product as hypothetical. Bases 1 to 273 code for a protein of 90 amino acids. NCBI's taxonomy places the organism in Eukaryota, Metazoa, Platyhelminthes, Trematoda, Opisthorchiida, Opisthorchiidae. The transcript has a single exon. The record is from RefSeq and is a predicted model, not a curated record.
AUGGAUUGCGGAGAGUCGAACAUAUGGACCCCAGCAGCCCGAAAGUUCGAGGUUUCUCAAACUCAGCAAGCGGAAAGUGCAACAAUGAUGCGCGUGCACAAAACAUGUACAGUAUACCCUCGUUGGUCUCAAGUGUGGGCUUUUCUGUCGACUUUGGUGGUUGUCAUGCCUUCACGCACUCGACUUCCGUCACACGAAUCACGUGACUCUGUGCGCGUUGCCGUGGAAGAGAUAUACACAGUUUCUCUCAAUUCAACGACUAAGUUACACUAG